This is a messenger RNA of Clonostachys rhizophaga, 2061 nucleotides long. Lineage: Eukaryota; Fungi; Ascomycota; Sordariomycetes; Hypocreales; Bionectriaceae. The record is from the annotation of a GenBank genome assembly.
AUGCGCCCUGCCCCCACAUCCGACAUGGUGGCCAUGGGCCCAAGCGAAGAAGAGGGUGAUGGCCACGAUGAGCAACAACCAUUUCUGCCGACCGACAAUCCAAAGCAUCCCGCUGAACUCAGGCCACGGUGGCAGAAAUUAAUCCCUCCCAAGCUUUCUUUAUCUAGAACAAUCAUCUUCGUCAUCCUCGCUGUAGCUACUGUCCUGGGACUGAGUGUUGUCGCCGUUGGCCUUCGACCUGGCAAAGUGCACGGCAAGGAUGAACAUGAUUCCUCCAACGUCGAGCAAGAUCAUGCGCCGCAGCUGAUUCAGUACAAAGAAGAACUGCCAGUUAUACCAAGACUAAGGGAUGAUUCCGAAUACUCGCUGAAUCCCGCCUGGGCCAGUGGAGCUCCUCCCACCACACGUGAAUACUUUUGGGCUAUCGUGGACGGUGAGCUGAAUCCCGAUGGCAUCUACCGGCCAAUGAUGCUCAUCAACAACCAAUUCCCUGGCCCUCUGGUUGAGUGCAAUGAAGGUGAUCGGAUCAUUGUGCACAUUGAGAAUCGUGCAGUCAAUGCUACCUCAAUUCACUUUCACGGUCUAUUCCAGAACGGAACAAAUACUAUGGAUGGAACUGUUGGCAUCACUCAGUGUGCUAUUGCUCCCAACUCCAAUUUCACUUAUACGUUUGAUAUCAAGGGGCAGUCAGGCACCUAUUGGUAUCAUGCCCAUCAAAGCGCCCAGGCAUCUGAUGGUCUACUGGGACCAGUUGUGAUCCAUGCAGCGGAUGAAGGUACUGUCCAGGAGGUGUCAUAUGAUACCGAUCGUAUCAUCAUGAUUCAAGACCACUACCACAACACCACUGCUGAACUUCUCAUGGACUACCUCAAACCGGACAUGGAAAAUGACGAGCCGGUACCAGACAACGCACUGAUCAACGGCCGAGGCCGGCGUAAAUGCGAGGACUUUCCUAGAUCGAGGUGCGAUGACAGCUACCCUCAGAUCCCCUUUCUUGACCUAGAACAGGGAAAACGUCACAGACUGCGAUUCAUCAAUGUUGGUGCCUUUGCCGAAUUUCAAAUCCAAUUUGACGAACAUCCGUUCUACAUUACCGAGGUGGAUGGUGUCGAUGUCCACCCUGCACCCUUCCACCGUCUCAAUAUCAUGCCCGCGCAGAGAUAUAGCGUGAUCCUAGAGACCAAUGUAACCAGCGCUGAAUCAUACUGGAUGCGAGCUCGGAUGGUCACACACUGCUUCACGACAGAAAACGAUCGAUUAGAGCCUGAGAUCAGGGCUAUCAUGAGAUACAGCUCCCCAGGUGGCCAUCUAAGCGAGGCGGCGCCGACUAGUAAGGACUGGGCAGAAGUGAUCGAGGUGGUCUGUCGUGACCUCAACACAAGUCUCCUCCAUCCGGUUCAUAACAUGACACCCCCUGCUGCUGAUGACUUCCUUGUUUUGCGAGCAAAUUUCAUGAUCGGCGCUUGGAGGCUCGCACGAGGAUUCUUCAAUGGUUCAACAUGGCAUGCAAACACGACAUAUCCAUCGCUCCACCGGUUCCUAGACUCCGAAGCCAACGUGACCUCAACGGAGAGCUCUCUAAUUACCAACGAGAUUGAUUUCGAAAGGGAAAACGAGUAUGUAAUCCAAACAACUGGAAUUCGUACGGUCGAUAUCUCCAUCAACAACUUUGACGACGGCUCGCACCCAUUUCACAUGCACGGGCACAGGUUUUUUAUUUUAUUUCAGGGCACAAGCGGAUACCCACCUACAGCAGAGCAAAUGCCUGCACUUCUAGAAGAGAAUAAGGCUCUACUGGAGAACCCACUUCGUCGAGAUACCAUCACCGUUGAAGGGUACGCUUGGGCUGUGAUUCGUGUUGUCCUGGAUAAUCCAGGAAUGUGGGCCUUUCAUUGCCAUAAUACGUGGCACGCCGAAUCUGGAAUGUUGAUGCAGUUUAUGGUGAGAUCCGAGGUUGUCAAAGGGUGGGAGGUAGAUCCAGAGCAGAGAGAACUAUGUCACAGAAACGGCGUUGAGACGGGCCAGCGACCACCAGAUAGUAUCUGGUUUGGCAGCUUCUAA